AUGACUUCAAGUUCUGUUUCAUCAACAUAUGCCAAAGGCAUCAUAACUGUGUUGAGGCCAAGUGGCAGCAUAGAAUACUCGCCGCCUGCGCUCCCAGGGCCCUUCCCUGGUGGCCGCGUGGUCCGGCUGCACCCGGUCAUCUUAGCCUCCAUCGUGGACAGCUACCAACGAUGCAAUGAGGGCGCUGCCCGAGUUAUCGGGACCUGGCUGGGCACUGUCGACAAGCACUCAGUGGAAGUGAUCAAUUGCUUUUCAGUGCCUCACAAUGAGUCUGAAGAUAAGGUGGCCGUGGACAUGGAAUUUGCAAAGAACAUGUAUGAAUUACACAAGAAAGUCUCUCCAAAUGAGCUCAUCCUAGGCUGGUACACUAUAGGCCAUGACAUCACUGAGCGCUCAGUGCUGAUCCAUGAGUACUACAGCCGAGAGGCCCCCAACCCCAUUCACCUCACUGUGGACACCAGCCUCCAGAACGGCCGCAUGAGCAUCAAGGCCUAUAUCAGCAAUUUAAUGGGUGUCCUUGGGAGGACCAUGGGGGUGAUGUUCACACCUCUGACCGUGAGGUAUGCGUAUUACGACACCGAACACAUCGGAGUUGAUCUGAUUAUGAAGACCUGCUUUAGCUCCAACCAGGUGAUCGGGCUCUCAAGUGACUUGCAGCAAGUCGGAGGGGUGUCAGCCCGCGUCCAGGAUGCGGUGUUGCAGUAUGCAGAGUACGUGCUGUCUGGAAAUGUGACAGCUGACAAUACCGUGGGCCGCUUCUUGAUGAGCCUGGUUAACCAAGUACCCAAAAUCGUUCCCGAUGACUUCGAGACCAUGCUCAACAGCAACAUCAACCACCUGCUGAUGGUGACCUCCCUGGCCAACCUUACGCAGUCACAGAUAACCCUCAACGAGAAACUUGUCAACCUGUGA
Echinops telfairi (small Madagascar hedgehog) is the source of this 912-nucleotide messenger RNA. Its product is annotated as eukaryotic translation initiation factor 3 subunit F-like. The transcript is spliced from 2 exons. Bases 1 to 912 code for a protein of 303 amino acids. Gene Ontology annotation, cellular component: eukaryotic translation initiation factor 3 complex, eIF3m. Gene Ontology annotation, biological process: translational initiation. Lineage: Eukaryota; Metazoa; Chordata; Mammalia; Afrosoricida; Tenrecidae. The record is from RefSeq and is a predicted model, not a curated record. Gene Ontology annotation, molecular function: translation initiation factor binding; metallopeptidase activity; translation initiation factor activity.